This is a messenger RNA of Aspergillus nidulans FGSC A4, 1332 nucleotides long. RefSeq lists its product as uncharacterized. The transcript has a single exon. The record is from RefSeq and is a predicted model, not a curated record. Lineage: Eukaryota; Fungi; Ascomycota; Eurotiomycetes; Eurotiales; Aspergillaceae. Bases 1 to 1332 code for a protein of 443 amino acids.
AUGUCUUCCCACCGUCGGGCAAACACAGAAAUUAUCCAACCGCGCAAUCCUCGGCAGACAUCUGGGCAGUUGUUCGGUGACCAGUCCCACAGUUUCGAAGACCUCGACUACACUCGAACGCGUCCGGCUCCCUCGAACGAAAAUCUCGCCAGGAAGAGGCUGGAGGUCGGCGCGAGAUUUUUGACGGGUUUGUUUCAAGGGAAGUCCGAACAGGUCAACGUGGGACUCCUGCACCGACAAGAGGACCGAAAAUCUAUUGAAACGGAGUCAACGAGCAUGGACGACUCUAGCACCGGAGAACAGUAUAUCCUCUCAUAUACCACGCCGACCUUCACGAGCCGAUCACAAAAACGCAUGACGGCGCCGUCCCCUUUGAAACAAGUAACGUCGACAAAUCCCCUCUCGUUUUUCGGCCGGAUGCGUCCAGGCGAAAGUAGGCUGGAUCUUCCCGAACCUGCAGACGAUGAGUUCUUGAACCUCGAUAUAGGCGCGGCGCUGUUCCCUCCCAGCUCGAACAAUCUGAGUGACCAGGAAGCUUUUAGUGCAUUGCGAGACAAUGCAGAAAAUAUUAUUAAACGGUUGCAGGCAGCCUACAAACAGCGGACUUUUGCCCUACAUGAGGCGCUCAGCGUAAAGACCGAAAAACAGGAGGAGCUCGAGGAAACAAAAACGCGCAUCGGGCACCUGAAAAUUCAGCUGGAUGGAAUGGCGGAGAAGGUCCUCCGUCAGGAAAAGGCUAUGAAGGCCAUGGCGGAAGAGCUUGAACAGGAGAGGCAGUUGCGCCGUAAAGAAGAAGAGGCCCGAAGAAGUGUUAUGCUAGUCAAAUCGAGCGCUGACGUCGAGAGCGCCUCGGACAUUGCUGUUGAACUCCACGCCCCUAAGUGGAACUUGAAACGCCAGAGCAACAGCACCAUCCCCAGUGAUUCGGGCUUCGAAUCGGGCGAUGAGAGCCAAGCGGAAAGUGUGUUCUCCCGCCGGGAAGGUCUCGAAUCGCCCCCUUCAACAAUCACAGGGUCUCCAAACGUCUCUCAAACCACCCUUCCCGCCCCGCCAUCUGCCACCGUACAAGCCAGCCAGAGAGAGUCUAAACCUUUACCUGCGCCGCCAGUUCGCGAAUCUGCCUAUAAUAGAGUCAUAAAAGGACUCGCAUCCAGUGGUAUUUCUAGCGCGUGGACAGGCAAUUCUUCCAAGUGCAGGAUAUGCUAUGGUGUGCCUUCAUCUGAAGCCUGGAGCGUCAUGGGCGUCCUGAAAGAGGAAAACAAAGGCCUUAAGACACGACUAGGCGAGCUGGAAAUGGUCAUAGAUGACUGCCUAAGCCUGGUUGGGCCCUGA